AUGGAAAAAUUACAGUGUGAAUCUGAAAUUAAUCAAUUGAAAACACAUAAUGAAGCUGCGGGAGGAGAAAAGAAGAAAAGAUUAUUUGGUCAUGGGUCUGAAGCCGCCAGUGAUUUUGGAAAAAAAAUUUGUGCUUGCAAUGCUUCCAUAUCAUCAUUACCACCUUCGGUUUCUUUACUGACAACAAAUAUGGAGGAGUUUGUGAAGCAAUUGAUUUCGACACUUACUAAUUUUCUUCCGGUAGUUAUUGAGCGUGUUGGUGGUAUUAGGGUACAAGAAGGGGCCGUGCUUGAUCCUCCUCCUACUAAUGAUGAUGAUGACAAGGUUGAUUCCUAG
Messenger RNA from Capsicum annuum, 336 nucleotides. RefSeq lists its product as uncharacterized. Lineage: Eukaryota; Viridiplantae; Streptophyta; Magnoliopsida; Solanales; Solanaceae. The transcript has a single exon. Bases 1 to 336 code for a protein of 111 amino acids. The record is from RefSeq and is a predicted model, not a curated record.